Molecule: messenger RNA, 1529 nt
Organism: Papaver somniferum (opium poppy)
Lineage: Eukaryota; Viridiplantae; Streptophyta; Magnoliopsida; Ranunculales; Papaveraceae
Product: F-box protein At3g07870-like
Exons: 2
Coding region: 117-1355 (412 amino acids)
Molecular function (GO): protein binding
Source: RefSeq, a predicted model, not a curated record
GUUUGCGAAGCAAAAAUAACCCUAAAAUAAAUAACGGCUUUUGGGAUUCAAAGAAAACUAUUCGGAUUCUUGGCUCCCAAAGUUGAAAGUUUUGGUGCAAUACGGGGGUUACGGGUAUGAAUGAUCUUCCAUCAGAUAUUUUGCCGAAUAUAUUUUUUCGUUUACAUGCUGAUUUAGUUUUAGUUUGCAAACCAUGGAGAAAUGCCAUUAGGAAUCUCAUUAAGGACCCAUCGUUUAUUAAAAAUCAUCUUGCUCAUAGUAAACUGUUGCUGCAAAAACUUGACGAGAAUUACAGUCAGGAUGCUUCAGCAAAUGCUUGUGAGAUUGUUCGAUCAGGGUUCCUUAAGUUACAAUAUAUUGACAGUAGUAAGAGUGACAAAUGCAGGCUUAAGUAUAUUGAAUAUUGCGUGGAUGCAAAUAAGAAGUCUUACGAAAUGAAAAAUAAAACGAUCAACACUCUUUCCAUUAGGCCGGCCAAGUAUGAUUUACAUCUUGUCAUGAUUGCUUCAUGCAAUGGCUUGAUUUGUUCUACUGUUCGUCACAGUAAUCUGGAUGACCCUGUUCACAUAUUUAACCCUGUAACAAAAGAAUACGUUUUUCUUCCGAGAUGCACAGGCACAAAUGGAAUUAUACCAUAUGAGAUGGUGUAUGGAUUUGGUUACAGUUCUUCGACGGACGAGUAUAAAGUUGUCAGAAUCUACCAGAAACCUGCUGCAUGGUUUUUUCAGGUGUAUAUUCUUGGCAAUGAGAGUAGUACAUGGAAGGAGGAAAAAGAAACCCCCUUGUUUAAUCAUGGGUUUCGAUAUUCAAAGAGUGUUUCUGUAAAUGGAGAGCUAUUUUGGCUUGAUUACUCGUUGAAUAUUCUUGCUUUCAGCUUAGCCGAUGAGGAGUUCCGUUAUAUAGCUUCACCACUCAUCGUAGGAGGAAACAAUACUUAUGGAAAGCGUCUUUGUGUGUUUGGAGAUUGUUUAUGUCUUGUUGAUCUAAAAUCAGCCACAGGGAAGAGAAAUACACAUGCUGACAUAUGGUUAUUUAAAAAUAACAAUGACAUGAAUGUGCAACAGAAUGGAACUUGGAUUUGGAAUAGGGAGUUGACUGUGCAAGCUGAAACUAGAUAUGAUUUUGAUCUUCUUCCUCUUGCUUUUACCAAGAAUGGCAAGCUUUUAUUUUGGCAGGAUCAUAGAUUUGUCUCUUGUUACGAUCCAAAAACUGCAGUACUUGAAGAACUAAGGAAGGAUGAAGAUGGUCAUAGAGCCAUGAGCUUUUAUCAAGCAACUCCUCAUACCAACAGUUUUGUUUCGCUGAAAGCUCUUGGUAUGAAAUGUAGGAGAAGACCAAACUACAAGGGUAAGUAAACUGAACAGAUGGCUAAGGAUUGAACCAUAUGAUUUCGUGGUUUUUCUAUUUUUUUUAACUUUUUAUUUUGAAUGUUUCAAGAUAUUCUUGCUUUAGUCCUAUAAUUUGAAGUCAGAUUUUCAUUGUUAUUGUUGCUGACAUUGGUUAUAUCUGAAUACAUUCUUGAACCAAUA